UAUGGGCGUGGCCAAGAAGAGGGGUGGGACCUGCAGUGCGGCGCCCGGGUAGCGGCGGAAGAUGGCUGCGGUUGUGGCAAUGGACACCCAGCUGAUGCUCGGAGUCGGGCUGAUCGAAAAGGACUCUAAUGGAGAAGCUCUGUGGGUGUGGUGUUAUCCUUCCACGACAGCCUCACUAAGGAAUCUGCUGCUCCGAAAAUGCUGCCUAACUGAUGAAAACAAACUUCUCCACCCUUUCGUCUUUGGUCAGUACAGAAGAACAUGGUUUUAUGUCACGACAGUUGAAGUUCCAGAUUCUUCAGUUUUGAAAAAGGUGACUCAUUUUUCUAUUGUUCUGACCGCCAAAGAUUUUAACCCAGAGAAAUAUGCCGCCUUCACUAGGAUAUUGUGUAGAAUAUAUUUGAAAUAUGGAAGUCCGGUUAAAAUGAUGGAGAGUUACAUUGCAGUUCUCACCAAGGGGAUCUGCCAGAGUGAAGAAAAUGGCUCUUUCCUUAGUAGAGACUUUGAUAGUCGAAAGGCAUACCUUGCUGGCUCCAUCAAAGACAUUGUAUCUCAAUUUGGAAUGGAAACUGUUAUCUUACACACAGCAUUGAUGCUGAAAAAACGAAUUGUUGUCUAUCACCCCAAAAUAGAAGCUGUCCAGGAGUUCACCAGGACUCUGCCUGCCCUGGUGUGGCAUCGACAGGAUUGGACCAUCCUGCAUUCUUACAUGCACCUUCAUGCUGAAGAGCUGGAAGGCCUACAGAUGUGCACAGGCUACAUUGCUGGCUUUGUAGAACUGGAGGUGAGCAACAGACCAGACCUCUAUGACGUGUUUGUGAACCUGGCAGAUAGUGAGAUCGCCAUCGCUCCACUUGCAAAAGAGGCCAUGACGAUGGGCAAACUGCAUAAAGAGAUUGGUCAACUAAUUGUGCAAUCUGCAGAAGACCCAGAGAAAUCAGACAGCCAGGUUAUACAGGAUAUUGCCCUAAAAACAAAAGAAAUCUUCACCCACCUGGCACCAUUCUCAGAAGUGUCUGAUGAUGGGGGAAAAGUCAUCCUCAAUGUUGAGGCACUGAAGCAGCAGCGAUUUCCUCCCGCAACAGAAAACUUCCUGUAUCAUCUAGCAGCAGCUGAACAAAUGCUGAAGGUCUGACUGUUCUCAACAUCUUGCUGCGACCCCUACAGAACUUCCCUUUUAUUCCUAGUACCCAUUGGCAUUAUACACUAUUGGAAUUAUAGGAAUGUUCUAUUUUUAAUGACUUAUUUCCAAAUAGUGAGAUCUUAGGUGAGAGCACAUAAAAACAAUUGCGAUUUUUCUCCCUGCCAAUUUGAUCCAGUGCUGGACAGUGUUUUAAUUUUAAUUACUGUCCUAAUGGUAGGAGCCACACAGAUCAGCACAUGCUAGCCUUCAUUGUUCAUUCCUAUUUAGUCUCACUGUAGCCAUAAACUUAAUGGUUUAUUUUCAGAAAGCUGCCUCAAAGUUUGCUUUUUAUUCUUCUAGAAAAAAACUUGAAUUCCUCAUGAGAAACUAUACUUUUUGAGCCUAACUGCUAUGUUUUCUGCAGAAUUGUCUAGAAGGUCAUUCAAGAGAUACUACAGUUGCACUUUCUUGUGGAAAAAAAAAUGUUUUUGGGCCUUUGAAACUUUUCCUAUAUUAUGUGGGUUAUUCGUAGACUUUUAUACUUGAGUAGACAAAUCCAACAACCCUUCUACUGCCCUAGAUAUAAGCAUUUAACAAACAUCCACCAUUAGUACUCUUGGACUAAUUGCUGCUAGCAGUGUCUUUGGAAAAGAGGCCAGUCCCCAACAAAGAAACCCCUUUUAAAUGUAAACAUGUAUAAGAAAAAAUACCUUUACUGUUUUUAUUUGCAGUGUUGGAGCUAGAACCUGGGGCCUUGCAUAUGCAAGGCAUUGCUUUCCCACUAAACUAACCCCCAGCCAUAAUGCUUUCAUAUAUUGGUAAAGGAACAUGAGAAUCAAAUUGCCAAGGCCAAAACUAGACAGUGUCUUCAAGUGACUGCAGUAAAGGAAUUUGGCCACAUCAUCAGGACACUGUUAUUAGCCUCUCUUAAUUUGAGAUCUUAAAAUUACCAAAUAAGCACAAAUGUCUCAAUUAUGCAUGCCUUAUGUCUACUCACAUUAACUAUGAAAGGCCACCUUUCUUCAGUAUAGUUGCAGAGCAUUCAAACCUUACCAGGAAACAUAUUUGCAAAAAUGUUAUCUAAGUUGGGUAUUUUUUUUUAAAUCUUAUUGUUAGACAUUUAAGUAAAAAUAAAAAAAUACUUCCUCUUGUCCUUGGGUGAAAACAGGGAGGACUUGACAUACGUUGUUUACUGGAGCUAACAACUAAUGAUUAAAUUUGCACUUUAUAAAAAGAA
This is a messenger RNA of Mus caroli (Ryukyu mouse), 2360 nucleotides long. RefSeq names its product DENN domain containing 10 (gene Dennd10). Gene Ontology annotation, molecular function: small GTPase binding; guanyl-nucleotide exchange factor activity. Lineage: Eukaryota; Metazoa; Chordata; Mammalia; Rodentia; Muridae. Gene Ontology annotation, cellular component: late endosome. Gene Ontology annotation, biological process: protein transport; regulation of early endosome to late endosome transport. The record is from RefSeq and is a predicted model, not a curated record.